Molecule: messenger RNA, 699 nt
Organism: Lottia gigantea (owl limpet)
Lineage: Eukaryota; Metazoa; Mollusca; Gastropoda; Lottiidae
Exons: 3
Coding region: 146-586 (146 amino acids)
Source: RefSeq, a predicted model, not a curated record
GACGAAUCGUGUCAUUUCAAUAUUAUUGAUCAUAAUCCUGGUAAUAUUUCCAAGGAACAGUUCCAGUACCGUAAUUGACGUUUAUUGUUUAUUCCUGAAAGGGUUACUGCAGUUAACUUUCACAGUCCGUUUAAUAUCUGAUACAAUGUCAGAGUUAGUGGAAAUAUUAGGUGAUAGUGUUCUGAACAACCAAGGACAACAAGUUAAUGUAAAAGAUUUAAGUAGUGAAGAUGUAGUUUUAGGAUUGUACUAUUCCGGUCACUGGUGUCCACCAUGUCGUAUGUUUACUCCAACUUUGAUCAAAUUUUAUGAUAAGAUAAAGAGCAAAGGCAAAAAAUUUGAAAUAGUUUUUAUUUCAUCGGACAGAGAUGAAGAAUCAUAUGAAGAAUAUAUGAAAACUAUGCCAUGGUUAUCACUUCCGUUCGGCCCCAAAUCGGAACAACUUUCAGAGAAAUAUGGAGUGAGCGGCAUACCUACUCUAUUGUUGUUGGACAGCAAAACUGGAAAAGUUAUAACAGAACUUGGGAGAGCAAAGAUUACCACAGACCCAGAAGGAACUAAUUUUCCCUGGAGGAAUGAUUCUUGAACCUAUUUUUUUUAUUUUUUGGAGUACGAUUCUAAAUACGCCAGGAACUCAAUAUCGACUCUUCUUUUAUAUAUUUUCUUGAUCUGUUUCGAAAUAAAAAGAAAUUAACCAUC